Sinocyclocheilus grahami is the source of this 693-nucleotide messenger RNA. Its product is annotated as oxoeicosanoid receptor 1-like. The record is from RefSeq and is a predicted model, not a curated record. The transcript is spliced from 2 exons. Lineage: Eukaryota; Metazoa; Chordata; Actinopteri; Cypriniformes; Cyprinidae. Gene Ontology annotation, molecular function: G protein-coupled receptor activity. Gene Ontology annotation, cellular component: plasma membrane. Gene Ontology annotation, biological process: G protein-coupled receptor signaling pathway. Bases 1 to 621 code for a protein of 206 amino acids.
AUGGAGCCUGAGAGGGAGAGAGAGAAAGGGAGGAUUCUUCACCCACACCAUCGCAUUUGUCGAAUGAGUGUGAGACAAGCAAUAAUGUUGGUUAGCAUGGUUUGGAUGGGUGUUCUACUCCUUCGUCUUUCACCCGCCCUGAACCUGGUUCUCACACCACAGAAAAACUCAUCAAAUCUCAUAUGCCAUAGUUUUUUCUCAUGGACAUGGCCAUCGGUUCAAAUGAAGAUUUAUAAUUCAGUACAGCUGAUAGAGGUCCUGCUGGCAUUUGCACUGGUGGUCUUCUGUUUUGUGAGGGUUUUCUCUCUUGUCCACAGUCGCCAGGGGGCUCACCGCAGGCUGAAGCGAGCAGUGAGAUUGCUUCUGUUUCUUGUGAUCAUGUUUGUUCUGUGUUUCCUGCCUACAGUCUCUUUUGGCAUUUUCCUUCAAGUGUUUCCCUGUUCGGAAUUCCUCAUGGUGUGUUUUCAUGCCUCUUUAGCUUUAACCUACAUGAACAGUGCACUGGAUCCAGUAAUCUACUGCCACAUAAACGCUUGGUACCGUGACACCCUGAAGGGCACAACAAACUCACUGGGGCUGACAAAGUUCAAGAUGAGUGUGAAAACGAACAGAAAACGUUAACCUACCUGGUAAACUGUUGUUUCUUACAAUCAAUGUGUUAGGGGAAAUGAAAAUGUGUGUCUUAAAGGUAUA